CACCAUUCUCUGUUUCUCUCUCUAAUCUUUCAUCACCAUGACGUGCAGAUUAGAAAUACGUGUCGUUGACGACUCACUUCCUUCAGUGAAUUGUUAAUUCUGUCGGAUUUCUUCGACUUACAUUUAACCCCGUCAAAGAAUGGCAUUGGGUUCUUUACUCGUCACCUCUAUUAAAACCCAAGCCAAUACCAUUACUUCUCUUCACCGAAGUUUCAGAGCAAGAGAGAAAUGGGUUCCUAUGGUUUGAUGGCAGAGACCAAGUCACAUGCUGUAUGCAUCCCUUACCCAGCUCAGGGUCACAUAAACCGUAUGCUCCAGUUAGCCAAGCUCCUCCACCACAAGGGCUUCCACAUCACCUUCGUCAACACCGAAUACAACCACAGGCGCCUCCUCAACUCCCCAGGCCCCAACGCCCUCGACGGCCUCCCUUCUUUUCAGUUCAAGACCAUCCCCGAUGGGGUCCCUCCUACCGACACAAAUUCCACGCAGGACAUACCGGCACUGUGCCAGUCCACCAGGAAGUACUGCCUCCCGCACUUCAGGGAGCUUCUUGGGAAGCUGAACUCUGAGGCGGACUCGCCGCCGGUGAGCUGCGUGGUUUCUGAUGGAGUCAUGAGCUUCACUCUUGAUGCGGCCGAGGAACUUGGGGUGCCGGGUUACACUCUUGAAGUGUCGUGGCCACAAGGAUGUGCGUCUGCUGGUUUGAUGUUUGGGUUGCUGAUUUGUAAUUCUUUGGACCCAGCACACGCUGAAGCAGCUCAUAAGACUGAUGAUAAGGAAGAUGAUGGUGAUUUGUCAUAUUCACAUGGAAAAAAAGUUUAUACUGAUUAUUCCAUUAUUGGAAUACCUGGAGAUGGAAGGUGCAUGUUCCGUUCUGUUGCUCAUGGCGCUUGUUUACGAGCUGGAAAAUCAGUUCCUAGUCCAAGCCUUCAGAGAGAAUUAGCAGAUGACUUGAGAGCUAGAGUUGCAGAUGAGUUUAUCAAAAGGAGAGAAGAGACAGAAGGGUUUGUUGAAGGUGAUUUUGACACAUAUGUCUCCCACAUAAGAAAGCCACAUGUAUGGGGAGGCGAGCCCGAAUUGUCAAUGGCUUCACAUGUUCUUGAAAUGCCGAUCACAGUAUACAUGUAUGAUGAAAAGGCUGGCGGCCUGAUAACCAUUGCUGGGUAUGGGCGGCAAGAAUAUGGGAAGGAAAAUCCAAUCAGAGUUCUCUAUCAUGGUUUUGGCCAUUAUGAUGCAUUGCAAAUUCCGGGGAAGAGUGGUGGUAAAUCUAAGCUUUAACACAUGUAUUUAACAAAGUUGGAAGAAUACCCAUUAAUAAUAUCCAACAACCAACAUAGUUGCCUUGCAA
Rosa chinensis is the source of this 1348-nucleotide messenger RNA. Its product is annotated as OVARIAN TUMOR DOMAIN-containing deubiquitinating enzyme 4. Gene Ontology annotation, biological process: protein deubiquitination; endoplasmic reticulum unfolded protein response. The transcript has 6 exons. The record is from RefSeq and is a predicted model, not a curated record. The coding region runs from base 229 to 1278 and encodes 349 amino acids. NCBI's taxonomy places the organism in Eukaryota, Viridiplantae, Streptophyta, Magnoliopsida, Rosales, Rosaceae. Gene Ontology annotation, molecular function: cysteine-type deubiquitinase activity. Gene Ontology annotation, cellular component: nucleus; cytosol.